Trichomonas vaginalis G3 is the source of this 627-nucleotide messenger RNA. RefSeq names its product glycine-rich protein family. NCBI's taxonomy places the organism in Eukaryota, Parabasalia, Trichomonadida, Trichomonadidae. The transcript has a single exon. Bases 1 to 627 code for a protein of 208 amino acids. The record is from RefSeq and is a predicted model, not a curated record.
AUGGUGGCUGCAGGAGGUGGUGCCACAGAUUAUAUCCCUCUUCCGGGCCAUGGUGGCGGACUACAAGGUAUUGAUGGCGAUGGUAAGGGUGGAAAUCAAACCUCAGGAGGCGAUGGCUUUUAUCCAGGAAUAUUUGGUUAUGGGGGCGGAAAUGGAGCAAGAAUUUACUUGGAUGGCGGCCCAGAUGGCAAUGCCGGUGGUGGCGGCGGUUAUUUUGGAGGAGGUACAAGUAAAAGCGCCACUUUAGGUUCUUCAGGUGGUGGAAGUUCGUAUAUAAGCGGUUAUCCAGGGUGUAUUUUUGUCACUGAAGAUUUCACACCCGAGAAUCCUAAAUUCUCUACUGCAGAUGAUCCUUCAAUUCAUUAUUCUGGAUAUAAAUUCGAAGAUCCAAUAAUGAUCGAUGGAAAAAGUCGUAUGUUUGCCCCUAAUAUUUUUGAACCAAUCCCAGAAUACGGUCAUCGCGGAAAUGGCCAUGUAAUCAUUUCAUCACUAGAAAAAAAUUACUUAAUGUAUAAAGCAAAAAUCAUUCCCCUACCAUAUAAAUUCGGUUGUUCUUGUCCAUUAAAAUUCAUACCUUAUUUUAAUGGAAUGUAUUUAUAUUCAAUUAUAUUCUUAUCUCUGAGCUAA